AUAAAGUUUUAGUAGGUGCUUUGAAAAUGGAAGAAUUUACUAAUUUAUGGACUUUAAUAAUUUUUUCUCAACAAAUAGUUAGUUUGAACUUAAAUGAUUGUCUUAAUUUAAAAGAGGUAGUUAUAAGUAAUUGUCUGAAAGAACUUAUUAAGAAUAAAGAGGUGAUAAGAUCUAAUCUAGUUUUUAAUACUGAGAAAACUAAAUUGGUAAGAGGACUUCAAGUAAUUUCAGUCAAAGAAAAUGACAUUAGAAAUAUCCUAAUAAUUGGCAUGACUGGUAGUGGAAA
Messenger RNA from Racocetra fulgida, 286 nucleotides. Lineage: Eukaryota; Fungi; Glomeromycota; Glomeromycetes; Diversisporales; Gigasporaceae. The record is from the annotation of a GenBank genome assembly.